CAGACGUGGGUAUAUAAAUAACGUCAAUGCAAAUAAAUUAGUAAUGCAAGCGUUUAAUCGUUUUACAUUAGGUUAACGACAACAGUCGUCACAAAAGUUUUGUUAAAAUUUUUAAUUAAAAGUACAAAAAUUUUUCUAAACAUUGCAAUAAUUAAAACUCAUCAUUACUUAUUGAACAUAAAAUAAACAACAAUGCAACGUGUAAUUGUUUUUUCACUUGCUCCAAAAUUGGCGGAAUACGUUCGAUCAAUUUUACCUCAAGUUAUAGAAGUAAUUGAAAUUCCACCAGAUAAAAUAGAAUGCUAUAACGACCUUCAAAAUGCUGAAAUAAUGAUAGCAGAUUGUGCUGCACUACCAAAGGUUUAUAAUCAAUUAAAUUCUAUUAAAUGGAUUCAAUCAACAUCAGCUGGUGUGGAGCCUCUUUUGCCUUUGUUUCGUUUCAAUGGAAGAUUUGAAAAUCUCGUUGUCACUCGUUUUGUUGAUGAUAUUUAUGGAUUAGACAUGGCUGAAUAUAUUGUAACACAGAUCGUAAAUCACGAAAGACAACAAUGGAAAGAGUACGAAAGUCAAAAAAGAAAGCACUGGACUGUAAAUGGUAUGUUUAAUAGUAGGCGAUUGAUUGGUGAUCUGAAUAUUGGCAUAAUGGGACUUGGAAAUCUCGGAAAAUCAGUUGCUAAAAUAUUGAAAACAUUUGGAGCGACUGUUUGGAGUUUAACUCGAACACAUAAUCCAACUGUCAUUGCUGAAACUGCAUCAUUUGUUGAUCAUCACAGAACAAAUGAUUCAUUAACAGAAUUUUUAUCAAAUUGUGAUUACAUCAUAAGUAUACUGCCUGCAACACCACAGACAGAUGGCUUCUUAGAUGGGGAUGUUUUGAGUUUUUGUCAACAAAGAAAGUCAGUACUUAUUAAUGUUGGCCGAGGGAAUAUUAUUUGUGAAAAUACGAUUAUACGUGCCUUAGAAAGAGGAUGGAUUUCAGCGGCUGUUUUAGACGUUUUCCCGGUUGAGCCUUUACCACAAACAAGCCAAUUGUGGGAUAUGCCUCAAAUAACAAUCACACCGCACAAUGCAUGUUCAGUGAGACCUCAAGCCAUAGCUAAACUUUUUGCAGAUAAUUAUAGAAAAUACAUUCAAGGCGAAUCAUUACCAAAUACAGUAGACUUUAAUCGAGGAUACUAACAAUAACUUACUGCCUUUUUUAAGUUACCACAAGAUCAAGUUUAUUAAUAUUAUUAAUACAUAGGUCAGUAUACAAAAUAACGUUUAUCAAAAGUAUUUUUAUGGAAUUUUAUAUAAGCUAACUGAAUA
This is a messenger RNA of Chelonus insularis, 1308 nucleotides long. Its product is annotated as glyoxylate/hydroxypyruvate reductase A-like. NCBI's taxonomy places the organism in Eukaryota, Metazoa, Arthropoda, Insecta, Hymenoptera, Braconidae. The transcript is spliced from 3 exons. Gene Ontology annotation, molecular function: NAD binding. Bases 193 to 1179 code for a protein of 328 amino acids. The record is from RefSeq and is a predicted model, not a curated record.